GGGAAUUGAAAACAUAGUGCUCAUGCUGCUAAACGCUGAAAGUGAUAUUAACGCCAAGCAGUCUCUAAGUGGAGAAGCACCUCUUAUCAAGGCUAGCAUGAAUGGACAUUAUUCUGUGGUCGCUGUGUUGCUUGUACACGGAGCUGAUUGUCAAAUGAGAAGUUUAUCCGGUCUGACCGCCGCCCAAACGGCGGCCGAGUGUGGAUACUUUGAUAUCCGAGAUCUUAUUGAAUCGCAUAACAAGAGGUGUCCACUAAUGUGCAAAACCAGGAGAAUGAAAAAGAAAUUCAAGCAGUGUUGACGUCUCAGCUGAGCACAAGGCAAAUCCACUGGAUCGCUUACUGAAUGCCUCUCUAAAUGGAAUUAAGUUAGGUGAUCAAAUGCUAGAAUUUGGACCAAACAAAGUGACCCUUUAAGAUUUAUGGACCCUCAUUCCACCAAAUGAGAUGACUAAAUAUGCUGCCACACUAAUUGAAAAUAAAACUGUGGCACCUGGAUGGCUUAGUGAUACAGUUAUCAACGCUUUCUUAUGGAAACUUUCAUGUGAAUAUCCUGGUGUCCUACCAGCAGAAUCAUAUGUAUGUCAGUUGGUGCAACGAGGAUCUAGUACAUGUCGACUGUGGGCAGAUCAAAAUUUCAUGGCAAUUGACACAAUAAUAUUUCCUUUCAAUAUGUCUGGGAGCCAUUGGACACUUUUGGUAAUCGACAAACAAAAAGAGAUGGUAUACUACCUUGAUCCUAUGGAAGGUCAUGUAGAAGAAGUUAUCAGUGAGACAACAAGAGUUGAACUUUUACAGUUUAUCAAAAGCAUUUGUGCCCUUGUUGAUCUAAAAAGUGGGUGGAACACAUCAACUUGGUCUAUUAUUCAGCCUUCACACCAUGUGCAAGAGGAUGGGUUUAACUGUGGAAUAAUUAUUUGCCUGUUUGCUGAAUAUCUGAGUCAAAAUCUUGACAUAAAUGCAAAGUUUGACAUGAGUAAAGUGAGGCAGCAUGUGACUUCAACGAUUAUGGGUUCUUGCUAUGUUUUUCAUAUAAGAAACAUUCUCACGAAAUGAAUGCAUGGAUGGGACCACAGCCUUAUGUAGGCCAUAGGAGAGUGUGCCGCUCAGCGGAAUUUUUUCAGAAGAAGAUGCAACAACGGGUUUGGCAAACCAAGCCUUAUGCGCAUUGACAGAAGACGGGAUAUUGGCAGGAAGGGUUCGAUGAAGUGACGCAAAAUUCGCCAUUUGCGUCAAAUGAUGAAUGAAAGCAUCCACCAAUGGAAUAUUGUGAAUAACGGGCGUUAUAGUGGAAAAAGUCCUUUCGCCUGUAUUUCUGGCGAUCAUCGCAGAAAGAUGCCUGAGCAUAAAAUGAUUCGACCUCUUUGGUGCGGGAAAGCGGUUGUGUUGUUGAACCGCGAACGGAGCUGUAUUGUUCGUGAAGACGGUUUUUUUAACUGAUCGCGUAAACGAACUAGAUUGCUGACGUAAUGGUUGGCCUGCGCGAGUUUUGUAUGAGGAACAUCUUUGAUUGUGUUGUUCCUUGCGAGGAAUCAGCGUUUUGUUAAGAUGAAAAGGUGCUGUAUUUGUCAAAGUUGAUUCGGUUGAAGAGGAGCAUGGGCUCUUGGUUUUGUAUUUGCCAUGCGCAAAUAUAAAGCAAGAACUUGACAUAAACUGUGUUGUGCGACAAUCCAUAGGUUUUUAUUUUACUAUAAAUUUGUUUUAAUAGCAGGUCACUAGAUCUUCGGCACUCAUCAGUUAAAUAAAAUGUACCAAUAGUGCUUAAAUUAUAUAUUUAUACAUUGGGAUCAUAUUACAAUAUAGUGCAGUUGUCAUAAUUAGGAGUGAUAGUGUGAUAAAUUAUUCUCAAUGAGGCAGUGUGUGGAGACAAGUUUGGAAUGUUUGUUAAGGGAACCUGUGGGUGGCAAAUGAUGAGGAAUUUUCAUUAAUCAUUCACAAUAUAAUAUGAUGAAUUCACACUAUAUGUACAACCUUAAUAAAUUAGUUGAGAAAAAACGAUGUGCAAGUUUUUUUGAUAAAAGUGUUUUUUUAGAAGCAUAA
This is a messenger RNA of Xenia sp. Carnegie-2017, 2039 nucleotides long. Its product is annotated as sentrin-specific protease 2-like. Gene Ontology annotation, cellular component: nucleus. Bases 447 to 1055 code for a protein of 202 amino acids. The transcript has 8 exons. The record is from RefSeq and is a predicted model, not a curated record. Gene Ontology annotation, molecular function: deSUMOylase activity. Gene Ontology annotation, biological process: protein desumoylation. NCBI's taxonomy places the organism in Eukaryota, Metazoa, Cnidaria, Anthozoa, Malacalcyonacea, Xeniidae.